Messenger RNA from Oreochromis niloticus (Nile tilapia), 3615 nucleotides. RefSeq names its product vomeronasal 2, receptor 1 (gene vmn2r1). Gene Ontology annotation, cellular component: plasma membrane. Gene Ontology annotation, molecular function: olfactory receptor activity; G protein-coupled receptor activity. Gene Ontology annotation, biological process: G protein-coupled receptor signaling pathway. The transcript is spliced from 14 exons. NCBI's taxonomy places the organism in Eukaryota, Metazoa, Chordata, Actinopteri, Cichliformes, Cichlidae. The record is from RefSeq and is a predicted model, not a curated record. Bases 122 to 2980 code for a protein of 952 amino acids.
UUAGGUUGCCUCGUGCAGCACUUUUCCCCAGAGAGCAGAUAAGACACCUGUCGAACAUUGCUGCUUCCAUUUGCUGUCUACAGCUACUAGAGCUCACAACCCCUGUCUGCGUCUACACAGCAUGGACAUCAAACUCUUUUUCCUUGGAUUAUGUGCCCUUUUCUGCAUCUUCAGACCUCUCUCGGCACAAUCUACAUGCAAGCUGAAGGCCAAGUUCAACCUGGGCGGCUAUAAGGACGUAGAAAAGAAGACGGUCGUGGUUGGGGGAAUGUUUCCUGUUCACAAGCGCGUUGCUUCCAACAAGGGCAACACUUCGAGUGUGCCUCUCUCCUCAGGCUGUGUGGGGUUUAACUUUCGUACCUUCCGCUGGGCACAGACCAUGUUGUUUGCCAUCAAGGAAAUUAAUGCAAGGCAGGACUUGCUUCCCAAAACUGACCUGGGUUACGUCAUCUACGACUCCUGCUUCACCAUCUCCAAGGCUGUGGAGGGCACCCUGACCUACCUGACAGGCCAAGACGAAGCUGUACCCAACUACCGCUGCGGCGAUGGGGCACCGCUGGCUGCUCUAGUGGGAGCCGGGGGCUCGGAUCUGUCCAUCGCGACUGCCAGGAUCCUGGGACUUUAUCAUUUUCCGCAGGUCAGUUAUUGUUCGACAUGCUCUGCUCUGAAAAGUAAGUUCCAGUUCCCCACCUUCUUAAGGACCAUUCCCAAUGACGAGCACCAGUCUACAGCUAUGGCCAAGAUGGUGCUACACUUUGGUUGGACUUGGGUGGGCACCAUAGCUGCUGAUGAUGAUUAUGGCAAAUACGGCAUCAAAGACUUCAAGGACCAGGUUGAGCAAGCUGGCGUCUGCAUCUCCUUCUCUGAGACCUUGCCCAAGGUGCAUUCCCCAGAGGCCAUCCACCGCAUUGUUCAAACUGUAAUUGACUCCACAGCCAAGAUCAUUGUGGUCUUUUCAUCUGACGUGGACCUCAGUCCUCUCAUCAACGAGCUGCUCCGCAACAAUGUGACCAACCGUACCUGGAUCGCCAGCGAGGCCUGGAUUACCUCUGCUCUCAUCAGCCAGCCGCCGGGGGUGAGCUCAGUCCUUGCCGGCACCCUGGGCUUUGGGGUGAAGAGGGCUGACAUCCCCGGUCUUCAGCAUCAUCUACUGAAUCUGGACCCCUAUGCAGACUUGCUCACUGAGGAAUUCUGGGAGACGCUGUUUAACUGCACGUUGGACUACAGCAAAGCUCUGAGAAUGGCAAAACAGAGGGCCACGUACGUGAACGGCACACUGUCCAGGACAGUGACAGGAUUGCCUGAUGGGCUGUGUACUGGGCAGGAGUCUGUGGCACAACUCAACAACACGUACUCUGACGUCUCUCAGUUACGAAUCACUUACAGUGUGUACAAAGCUGUGUAUGCUGUGGCCCACGCCUUGCACAACCUGGAGCACUGUGAACCUGGAAAAGGGCCGUUUGUCGGGAAAACCUGUGCUGACAUCAACAACUUUGAGCCGUGGCAGUUGAUGUAUUACGUGAAGAACGUGCGUUUCAAAAUGCCAAACACAGGGGAGGAGAUCUUCUUUAACGACGGAGAUGUAGAAGGCUUCUAUGACAUCAUCAACUGGCAGGUCAAUCAUAAUGGGGAGAUAUCUUAUGUCACUGUGGGGAACUACAAUGGCUCUGCAGCUCCAGGGGACAGGAUGACCAUAAUGAACGACUCCAUUGUGUGGAACAAUGACAUGUUGGAGCCUCCUCGGUCAGUGUGCAGUGAGAACUGUCAGCCGGGCACCAGGAAGGGGAUCCGACAGGGAGAGCCGGUCUGCUGCUUUGACUGCAUUCCCUGUGCUGACGGAGAGAUCAGCAACACAACUGAUGCCCGUGAAUGCAUCCUGUGCACUGGCGAUUUCUGGUCCAAUGCGGCUCAUGAUGCCUGUGUACCAAAACUAAUUGAGUUCCUGGCCUUUGGAGAACCACUGGGAAUUACUCUUAUUGCCAUUUCUGCCUUUGGAGCUUUAGUCACCAUCGCUGUCGGGGUAUUGUUUAUUAUGCACAUUGGCACCCCUCUGGUGAAAGCCAACGAUACACUGUUGAGUUUUUCACUGCUCUUCUCUCUUGUGGUGACCUUCCUCUGCUCCAUCGUCUUCCUCGGAGAGCCACAGCACUGGAGCUGCAUGACCAGUCAAGUAGCCUUGGCUCUAGGAUUCGCCCUCUGCCUUUCCUCCAUAAUUGGUAAAGCAGCAGUAUUGAUGCUGAGAGCCCAGGUGCUGAAAGCUGCCCGAGCCCGAGCAAAAGCUGCUGCCAAAGCUGCAAAAGCUGCUGCAAGAGCAGCCGCUGAAGCAGCGGCGAAUGAUGGCAGUCCUGAUGUCAUCGUAACCAACACACUCCACAAUGACACCAGUGCCCCUGCUAUCCCCGAGGUCGACCGUCUCACCUGUGCUCACCAGAGGGCAAUAGCUGCUGUAGCUACAUUAAUACAGGCUAUAGCGUGCACAGUGUGGCUCAUCAUCCUACCUCCACACCCGGUCAAGAACACCUCUGGUCAGAAUACAAAGAUCAUUCUCGAGUGCGAUGAAGGCUCUGUGAUUUUCAUCUGUUGCAUCUUUGCUUAUGACAUCCUGCUGGCUCUGCUGGCCUUCAUCUUUGCCUUCAUAGCUCGCAAACUGGAGGACUACGUCAGUGAGGCAAAAUGUCUUACCUUCGGCAUGCUGGUCUUCUUCAUCGUGUGGAUCUCUUUUGUCCCGGCUUACCUCAGCACCCGUGGCAAGUUCAUGGUUGCCGUUCAGAUUUUUGCCAUCCUGGCUUCCAGCUUUGGCCUGCUGACCUGCAUCUUCUUGCCCAAGUGCUACAUCCUUUUGAUUAAACCUGAUCGUAAUAAGGAGGAGCUAAUGAAGCCCCGACCCAAACCUAAAGAUGGAACCUCAACUGGGACGUCAGCGUCUCUCGCUACGACUGCAACUGAGGCUACAAUUGCAACCACUGCUAUCGAUGACUAGUGGCGAAGUAAUAACUAAAAUUAGCCACAAAUGUAAAAAUAAUGUAGAUAGAAGUUGUGCCACUGAAAGCUGGUGCUUUUAAUUAGGCUUUCUAGUCGUGUUGAUCACAUCGUCAUGCUUGGUCUAUAAUUAAUGGGCAAAAUAUUUUAUUCUGAAAAAGAUAUAUAUAUUUCUUUUGGAUCCACAAGUAUUCAUGCAAAAUUGUGUCCAUCUCUAAAUACCUAAAUAGACUGAAUGUGUGUACCAAAAACAGAUAUAUUUGUAGAUAUAAUAGCAAGAUCAGGCUGUUAAUGUAAAACCUCUUUUCAAACACUGUCCAUUUCUUUAAAAAAAAAAUUGCAUACACUUAGCUUCCUGUAAAAAACACAAAAAUGUAUGUAUAGUGCACCUCUGUUGGAUAAUUUUAUUACUUAAUAAUAUAAUAAAUGUUAUUAUCAUUACAAUUAUCAUUAUGUCAUUAUCAUUCACUAAAAUAUACAUUUUUCUCCUUAAAGAAAAACAUUAUUAUUAUUUUUGUAGAUUUUUAUAUAUUAUGCUAGAUAACUUUAAUAAAAAGUGGAUCUGAUGCCUUGGAGUUGGCCUCCUGUGUUGUCUUCCAUAGUACAAAUGAGUUUGUAAUGAAUGUUAUUGGCGCA